This is a messenger RNA of Trichoderma reesei QM6a, 2837 nucleotides long. RefSeq lists its product as uncharacterized. NCBI's taxonomy places the organism in Eukaryota, Fungi, Ascomycota, Sordariomycetes, Hypocreales, Hypocreaceae. Bases 1 to 1674 code for a protein of 557 amino acids. Gene Ontology annotation, biological process: regulation of transcription by RNA polymerase II. The transcript has 2 exons. The record is from RefSeq and is a predicted model, not a curated record. Gene Ontology annotation, cellular component: nucleus.
AUGCGGCCUGACUCUUCCUGGGACACCGCCGCUCGCUUCUCGACUCCUUCAAAGUUCGGCCGUCUCCCUCACCAGCGCGAGUCCUCUUUGUCGUCCCUCGGCUCCACGGGGCCGGCGUCGCCCUUCAACUCGCACAUCGCGAACCCUCACAUCGCCGUUACCGACGCCAAUGGUGACGGCUUCAUGGACAUGCACUCGCACGACAUGUCUGCCAUGACCUCAGCCAGCCCCUACUACCAUCACCUGGCCAAGACGAUGCCGCCUUACUCAAACUUCCACCACCUCGACAACGCCUCCGUCACCGACAUGGCCUAUCCCGUCUCCCUCCCGACCGGCAAUCACCACCAGAAGCCGCGACAGGAUCGCAACCUCCUCCCCGCCCCCGAGUUCGCCAAUGGCUUGACAAGAUCUCAUCCUGCCUCUGUGGCAAGCUCAAUAGCGGGCGACUCGCCGGCCACGCCCAUCACCGGCGAGAUGGACCUGAUUGACAGGCGAAGGCAAGGCAACGGUCCCGUCCCCAAGCUCGACCGCACAAUGACAGACGUCUACGGCGACGAGCUCUACAACCCAAAUUUCACAAUCACCUCGUCGCCUCAGCAGAGCCAGGUGACGACCGCCCCCAGCGACGUCUUUAACCAGCGCAUCAGUGCCGCCAAUAGCCAGCACCUCAACACGAUGCGCCAUUCGCCCGCCUCGAGCAUUUCUCGAGACAUCUCUCCCUUCCGCCACGGGUCCCCACUUGCCCCUUCGCCACUGCACGACUGGGCUGCCUCCCAGGGCGCCAUGGCUGUCAACUCUCAGCCGCGAAUGGCCGCCCAGGACCGCAAUGGCCAGCACGACGCCCACUUCUUCCAGCAGCAGAUGGCCAAGACGACACAGCCCGGAACGCCCCAGACCAUCUCGCCCAAGGAUGCCGUGCUCGAGUUCAACGAGUCGGGCGAGGAGUCCAACAUGCCCCUCUUCUCUCAGACUCCAAUCAACUUUGGCAUGGACCACAUGGGCAGGAUAGUGUCCGAGGGAGGCGCAAACGGCUCCGCUACAGGAGCAGGAGCUCCCAACUACGGCCAGGGCGAUCACAUGCACAACUUGCCGCAGCACGCCCAGGUCCAGGUGCCGCAGCGAUACCCGUUUAUCCCUUACCCGCCCACCAGCCAAGGCGCAUCCGCCUCGCAGCUGAGCCCGGCAGACUCCAACUCAACCGGAUCUGCCUCUUACAACACCCCUGCUCCCCAGAGCCGGCCGGCUGGCGCCAACGCGGACGGAGGCACAUACACAUGCACAUAUCACGGCUGCACUCUACGGUUUGAGACGCCCAGUCUGUUGCAGAAACACAAGCGCGAGGGCCACCGCCAGUCGCACGGGCUUGCAAGUGCCCGCCCGCACCACGACCACAUGGGCAUGACCUCGAGCCUCCUCAACAGCCAGGCCGGACCCCACCGCUGCGAUCGCAUCAACCCGAGCACGGGGAAGCCGUGCAAUACCAUCUUCUCGCGGCCGUACGACCUGACACGGCACGAGGAUACGAUUCACAACGCCAAGAAGCAAAAGGUGCACUGCAACCUGUGCACGGAGGAGAAGACGUUUAGUCGCGCUGAUGCGCUGACAAGACACUAUCGUGUCUGUCACCCAGACGUCGAGCUCCCCGGCAAGCACCGACGCCGCGGUGGGGCUUGAAGUGGUGGGCGAUGAACCGGCGGCACCAAGUUUUCCUUCCUGCGCAAUCUACAUUCCCUCGCAGAAACGCCCAAUACCAGCGAUAAACCACACAAACUUGUGCAGGACGGUUCCUACUACAUGACGUCCUCCGUUUGUGGUGGAGGGGGGGGCGCUGGCGGGGAGAGACAGCAUCAGAAAACGUCAAGCACAACGUCAACGACGGUGAUGGCGCACGAUUAGGCUUGGGAAGGGCACGCAAAUCGAAGAUGGGCGAUCCUGGCGCUGUGCCCCGGCUCCCGUGCGGGGGCCAAUGGGAAGCUGCCAGUGUCUUCUCUGGCGUUCUCUGUCCCCUAGCUGGCGUGUCCCAGCGGUCGCCGAGUGGGGCUCAGGGUCCUGCUGCAGCUGCAGGGUCUUGGUUGGCGAGUCGGCGGCGCUGACGUCAUUUGACCUCAUGCCACCUCCACCGCUGACAUCACCCCCCCGGUCGCCCGUGCCCUGAUUUCUCGUCGACCUCGACGCGCCUGGCUUGCUCAAUGACAGCAAUGACGACAGCCCUCUGCGAUGCUGUGCGUUCGAUGAUGCCGCCCGUCGCAGGUGAGACGAAACCACACCGCGAUCGUCCCCCCUCGCAGCAGGCUCCGUCGCGCCAACCUCAUGCUGGCUUGGAGAUAGGGAGGGGCUUGCUCGCCAAGUUUACGCCCACGCCCCUCCUUGCUAUGGCCGUUCUCUGCCCUCAAUGAUGCUACGCGAUCACGAUGAACACCCACAGUUGCAACUCCGUUGCAAUUGUCCGUUUCCUUUUGUCUCGACGACCUGCUGCUUACACACUUGUGCAUCACUGGCUUUCAUCAUCAUCGACAUCAACUGUACUACUGGCUAUUACUUCAUUUGUUGCACAUGGAAGCGGGGCCGCACUGGACGGCGGCAUGGGUAUAGGGCUUCCUUUUCCUUUUCCUUUCUAGAUCAACGAGCAGCCUGCUUUCUCAGCAUCAUCGAUUCGAUUCUUCUGUUUCCCCUUUUUGAGGGAAGUGUAUUAUUAUCAAGAAAGGUCCACCAGACUGGAUUCUCUAUGCACGGGCCGUUGCAUUGGACGUCGAAUUAGACUUUGCUUUGGCAAUCAUGAGGGCAUGGGCGCACAAGCGGGCUGAGCAAGAGCGGGUUGCGAAUGAAGAAGCCUGUCA